Molecule: messenger RNA, 1202 nt
Organism: Tachysurus vachellii
Lineage: Eukaryota; Metazoa; Chordata; Actinopteri; Siluriformes; Bagridae
Exons: 4
Coding region: 133-615 (160 amino acids)
Source: RefSeq, a predicted model, not a curated record
AUGGCUUUUAGGCUUUCGAUGCUAAUAUAAGAGAGCAACUCAAGACAUGUUGCUUCAUCGUCAGCACACACAGUUGUAUUAAUCUAAACCUCGGAUAUCACUGACCACAAGAGCACAGUCAUCACUCUAAGGAUGAUGAGAUUGAAGAGGGAUCUGAUUCUACUGAUGCUCCUCUCUUUAUGCGGUGCUCAGAAGAAGGGCACGCAGGAAACAUGGGAGCACAGAGACAAAAAAAAUGGCAAAAGCUGCUCAAACCUGACCCAAGUGCUGGACAACUGGAAAUAUGCCAUCAUGUAUCAGGUGAAGGAUCUGCUGGUCAAUAAUCACGCUUCAGUCUUACCUGAAUAUGUGAGGAUCAAGUCUCUGUCUGAUGCAGUAGAUGACCUCUACAAGCAAUUCAACACUCUGAAAGACAGCCUGGGAAAACUCACCAGUAAAUUUGACAAGGUGGAGGAUUUCGUUGAUGAGCUACAGGCAGGAAAAAUACCCAACGCCUGGAUGUGGAAGGCACCAAAGCGUCCACCAGUGAGCGUGCCAACUCAGACACCAGUGAGGGCCUCAGGUAGAGGACAGUGGGUUCGGAGGGCAAGAGCCAGGAGAAUCCCUGGUACUUAGUGGACAUUAGUGGGACAUUUAGUAGGAUAUUGACGGGGGGGGUAUUUUAUACACUGUUAGUAAAAAGGUUCUUUAAAUGUUCAUUGGAUAAAUAAGGGUCCUUAGCAUCCUAAAAGAAUUCUACUCUGAAACAUUCUAUAUUGAUCUUUAAGGGUUUCUUCUUUGGUACAACCAAAGAGCCCAUAAGGGUUUUAAAUGCAUUCGAAUGUUUUUUUUUUUUUUUUACAUUACACAGUACAAAUGAGAAUAUAUACCUUUAUAUGCAUCACCCAAAGAUCGUAAAACAAAUGACAAAUGCCAUUAGCAUUAUUUUACACUAUAAGACAAAUGCCAUUAGCAUUAUUUUACACUAUAAGAACAUAAUCAUUUCAGGUGACAUUUUAUUUUAUUAAAAUGCAAAGCUUUGCCUAUGAUACCUAGUUUUAGAAUUAGCAGCUAAAUCAGCGGGGCUGAUUACACUUGCUUUGGCAAAUGUAUAAAUAAAUUUGGCUGUUUUUAUCAGAUACCAGAUAUAUUUUUAUCAUAUAUUUUGUGAAAUGUGUGCUACUAUAAUAAAAUUUACACAAUGAUUUAAAUGUUUUCUUUUA